AUGAAUUUGCGACAGGAUCUUGCUGGAGCGUGGGACGCGGCACAGACGUACCUUGCCAAUGCCAGGGACUGGUAUAUGGAGCUCACGACAUGGAAGAAACUGCUUCUUCUCGCCAUUCCCGUCGCAUACGUUAUCGUCCACAUGUUGGCGUCGCGGUACUAUUCUGUCCUUGUGCACAAGAUGGUCGAGGUGGCAGACCAUUGGGCGUCGUGGGGGAUCCAUGGAAAGCUGCUGCUGUUCGCGCUGGUCAUGACAGUCAGUUUCCCGCCGGUUAUCGGCUACUCGGCGCUGUCCCUGCUGACAGGCAUGGUCUACGGGUUUGCUGGCUGGCCGAUCAUCGCCUCGGCAACCCUCCUUGGCUCGACGCUGUCGUUCCUGCUCUGUCGUCGCUGGCUUCAGCCGUACGCCGUUUGGUGCAUGCACCGAAACGUGAAGCUCAAGGUGUUCGUGUCUGCUCUCAACGACGAAAAGGCCCCGUAUUGGCAGAACUUCGGCUUGAUGUGUCUGGUUCGGCUGUGUCCGCUCCCCUACUCGCUCUCGAACGGGGCGCUGGCGGCCAUCCCGACCCUGGAACCCAGCAUUUACGUGGGAGCCACAGCUGCAACCAGUCCGAAAUUACUAGUUCCUAUAUUUAGUGGCUACCAGCUACGGAAGAUGAUGCAAGACGGACGGAGCCCAGGAAUGCAGACGGUGGACUUCCUCGGCAUGGUGAUCGCGCCGCUGUCGUUUGCGGCCGUCAUCUACGUGAUUUAUAGGCGUGUUUCUCGAAAAUUGGAGUCGCAUGAAAUUGACGAACUUUCCAAUUUGGGCUUGGAGGAUGCUUAG
This is a messenger RNA of Ogataea angusta, 825 nucleotides long. RefSeq lists its product as uncharacterized. The record is from RefSeq and is a predicted model, not a curated record. NCBI's taxonomy places the organism in Eukaryota, Fungi, Ascomycota, Pichiomycetes, Pichiales, Pichiaceae. Gene Ontology annotation, cellular component: Golgi membrane. The transcript has a single exon. The coding region runs from base 1 to 825 and encodes 274 amino acids. Gene Ontology annotation, biological process: vesicle-mediated transport; mitotic spindle elongation.